Messenger RNA from Pyricularia oryzae 70-15, 2547 nucleotides. RefSeq lists its product as uncharacterized. The coding region runs from base 892 to 1887 and encodes 331 amino acids. Gene Ontology annotation, biological process: mitotic sister chromatid segregation; kinetochore assembly. The transcript is spliced from 2 exons. NCBI's taxonomy places the organism in Eukaryota, Fungi, Ascomycota, Sordariomycetes, Magnaporthales, Pyriculariaceae. Gene Ontology annotation, cellular component: nucleus. The record is from RefSeq and is a predicted model, not a curated record.
UGCUUUCUUUGCACGUGUCGUCAAUCCUCGAUUGCAUUUUCAUUUUAUUAACAUCUAUCCAACUAGAUAGAGCCAGAACUUGCGCAAUCUAUCUCUUUGUUUUCUUUCAUAUCUAUUGACUCGAAGGGAAUGUACUGUGCAAACCACGCUGUUUUGAGUCACCCAUCCCAAAAGGGGAAAAAGAAAGAAAGAAAGAAAAAGACUUUGUUGUUGGCACUCGGGCCAGCGAAUCAUUAGCUCUGAUAAUCCGUGUCUGUUCCCGCGACGUGACGGCUGCCAUUCUGUACAGUACUUACCGACUGACUACCUACCACUAUCCUUCAAAUAUUGGGUAAUUGGCCUUCUCGUCUACGCUCGGACGGUCCGUUUACGUGCAGUUCGUUUACCAUCCGACCGUCGGGCUGAAAUAAAUGCCCAUAGCACUCUUUUACGGACCCAUCGGCAAUUUUUAAAGACAGAAAAAAAAAAAGACAUACCUACGGCGCAACGAGAUACGAAGCACGCCACGCCCACCCUACUACUGUAUUUUUUUCAAUUGUGUGCAUCGACGUCAGGAUCAGGGGCGAACUGUUUUCGACCCUUACAACGCCAAGGCAGUUCUGCUUCUUCAAAGUAAAAUCCUGCCGGUUUCAAGUCCCGCCAGCAAAGCCAGCCAGUCAACCAGGGCAGUCAGUCAAUUUUGUUGUUUGCUUUGUCGUGCGUGUUCCCAGCCUGCAUUGUGUGACCGUGACCCUGCCACGCGUCAACAGCGACUGCACUAGGCACCUGGGGAAAAAAGCCACCGGCUUGGAGCUAGGAGCUUGCAAGCACACCGGCGCCAUUUUUCUACGAAGGUACGGAGUAGUCCCAGUCCGUUCGCCGAGAAAGCAAAAAAACCAAAAUUCGGACGUCAUGGCAGGCAUGUUCAGUCACGGCACGGGGGAGAGCGAAAGGCAUGCAGCCAGCAUGAAUCGCUCUGCUGUCGAGCUUGAGAGGAUGAUCAAGGGACACGAGGAAAGUUUGCACAGAAUUCUGCAGUCGAGCGGCACUGCCGCGGCUGUGGUGCCAUCAGCCGUGGGAUCUUUUGAGAUAAUGAUCACGGCCUAUCAAGACGUGACUGCAUCGUCACCCAUUUUACCCAGUAGGGACUCGUUAUUGCCUGCUUUGCUGGCGACGCGUAGGACCCACAGAACUGCGGCUGAAUCUCGUGCGUUCCUAGAGGCACAAGAGGCCGCGGUCGAAAGGGCUAGGAGAAAGCUGGAGGCCGAGGAGUCUGGUCUUGAGGACCAGCGGAUUCUUCGGAAAUGCCUGGAAGAACGCAUUCAGUCGUUGCAUGGGGAGCUUGAGUCAAGGACUGAACCCACGCCGCAAGAAAUAUCACACGCUCGUAUCCAGGAGCUUAGACUCAAGAAACGAACUUAUGACAGGGAAACCUCUGCAUUACUCAGAACCUUCAACAAAUUCAUCGAUGAACACCUCGCCCCACUGCUAGCUGCCGAAGAGCUAGGAGGUCCCGUUGUGGGCGAGAUGAUGGAUAUUGAUUCGGAUGGCCUAGUGGCAGGCUUCAGCUCACACGGCAAGCCCAAAAAGGUAUCAGGCGCAGCAGAUCCAGAGAAGCGGCAGCAGCGUAUCGAUGAGAUCUGGGGAAGUCCUUCAGCCCGUCCAGGGUCCAAAACCGGACAGAACUGGGACGAGACGGCAGCGGCAGCUUCUGACAUGCGCGAACUGACGGAGCAGCUCCUGCAAAAACUGGUCGAGUCCGAGGGUGACCACUGGGCGUCUUAUGUCCAUAUACCAAAGGAGUCCGCGGCCGCCAGAUUCCUUAUCCGCUCUAGGGUCGCACAGUUUCACCCCAAAGAUGCGACCCGCCUGCGGCUCAUCGACUUUGGAAAAGAUUUAGAUGACUGAGGUGACUGACGGCCACCGAGCUCGAAUGAAAAGUGCAGACCAAAAGUCUUCAGGUAUUUUGACUUCGAACAGACAUGACCCCGCGCGGUGUAAUAAGGAUGGACUACAGACGACUCCGUCUACUGGAAACAGUAAUUACUACACUACAACCCCUGAAUGAAUAGGUAUGAACGGGGCAACAACACAUGGGUGGUACUUUAAAGUUUAACUUACCCUGUAUUUAGACUUGAUUUAUAAAGCCCCACGGAGGUACCUGCCUUGUCUUUUGACCCGUUUGUUUCCCGAAUACACGGAUAUAAUUGGCCAAAAACCAGUCCUAUCUGGUCUCGUUCGUAUUCAUUCAGGGGGUUGUAGUGUAAAUAGGUGCCUGCUAUUUUUCCGCAAGUCCCUGUAGAUCUGGGAAAGGAAACCAUCCUUGCAUGCAGUUAAUAUGCAGCAAGGUAUCCAAGGGACCUUGGCUCGCUUGUUCCGCCCUUGAGCUGCAGCAAAGCUGCGCAAGACAGUUGAAGCCAGAGUGAGCAGGCCUGACGGGGAUUACCCUGAUGUUUGUACUGGGCCAUUGGCCAAUGAAAUACAACCAUGUGCGACUCCGUACUGAACGCGUUUUCUCUGUCGCGUUGCCAAAUCUCACCGCCAAAUAGUGGGGGUAGCAGCCCGCGG